UCGCGCACCUCUUGGGCCGCCCCCUCCUCUCCGACUCCCAAUCUUUUUUUUUCGGUCUCUCGGCGGGCUUGGAGUGGUUGCCAUGGAGACGGGGCUCCCGCCGCCGCUGCUGCUGUUCUUAGGCCUGUGCGGCCUGGCCAGGUUCGCGAGCUUGGCGGGGGUCGCCAAUGUCACCCUGCCGCGACCCCCCAACCUGGUCCUGCUGCUAAUGGACGACAUGGGCUGGGGUGACUUAGGUGUGUUUGGGCAUCCUUCCAAAGAAACUCCAAAUUUAGACCAGAUGGCUGCAGAAGGGAUGCUUUUCUCAAGCUUCUACACUGCCAACCCUCUCUGCUCUCCAUCAAGGGCAGCGCUCUUAACUGGUCGUCUUCCUAUCAGGAAUGGCUUCUAUACCACAAAUGCUCAUGCCAGAAAUGCCUACACCCCCCAGGACAUAACAGGGGGCAUCCCAGAUUCUGAGUGGCUCCUUCCAGAAUUGCUGAAGAAAGCAGGCUAUGUCAGUAAGAUCGUUGGCAAAUGGCACCUUGGCCACAGACCUGAGUUCCAUCCCUUGAGGCACGGAUUUGAUGAGUGGUUUGGAUCCCCUAACUGCCAUUUCGGACCUUACGAUAAUAAAGUUGCUCCAAACAUCCCCAUUUAUAGGGACUGGGAAAUGAUUGGCAGGUAUUAUGAAGAUGUAAAAAUUGACCAUAAGACAGGGGAAGCCAACCUAACUCAAAUGUACUUACAGGAAGCCCUUGAUUUCAUUAGCACACAGCAAGCCAGCCAACAGCCGUUCUUCCUAUAUUGGGCAAUCGAUGCCACUCAUGCUCCUGUGUAUGCCUCCAGGGAGUUCUUGGGCACAAGCCAACGAGGGCGAUAUGGUGAUGCAGUGCGAGAAAUUGACAGCAGCGUUGGGAAAAUACUUAGUCAUCUUCAAAAACUGGACAUAAGCAACAACACCUUGGUGUUUUUCACGUCUGACAACGGUGCUGCCCUUAUUUCAGCUCCUGAACAAGGUGGUAGCAACGGCCCUUUCCUAUGUGGCAAGCAAACUACAUUUGAAGGUGGCAUGAGAGAGCCAGCAAUUGCCUGGUGGCCGGGACAUGUACCUGCUGGGCAGGUGAGUCAUCAGCUGGCUAGCGUGAUGGAUCUCUUCACCACCAGCCUCGCACUGGCAGGACUGCAGCCUCCCAGUGACAGACAGAUUGACGGAAUCGACCUUUUGCCUGUCAUCCUGCAAGGCAAGUUAAUUGACAGGCCAAUCUUUUAUUAUCGUGGCAACGAGAUGAUGGCAAUACGGGUUGGGCUUUACAAGGCUCAUUACUGGACCUGGAGCAAUUCCUGGGAGCAAUUCAGCAAGGGUAUCGAUUUCUGCCCCGGACAAAAUGUUUCCGGAGUCACAACCCAUGACCAAGAGGAGCACUCCAAACUUCCACUGCUGUUUCACUUGGGAAGAGACCCCGGGGAAAAGUAUCCAAUAAGCUUUGCAAGUGCUGAAUACCAAGGUGUUCUGGCAAGAAUCUCCCCCAUCGUCCAACAGCACAAGGAGACGUUGCUGCCUGGGCAGCCUCAGCUGAAUGUAUGUGACAAGGCCAUCAUGCACACUGCUCCCUUCCAACACAGGCUCCUCUCAGAAACUGCCCAGAAUUGGGAGUUGAAAGAGACGCGUUUCCUGGAGCUCGUGAACCCUUGUGGAUCUGAUGUGGCAGAGCAUCUUUGAGCCAUCUGAAAAAAUCUUAGGCACUGAUACUAGUGUUAAGCGUCUCUAAUGGACAUUUACAGUGUUGCUUAAACUGAAUCCUUGUAGGCUGCUUGGGCAAAGACUUCUCACAGUCUGCAGUGUCAGCAACAUUACAGUCUAUUUGUUAUAUUACCUCCCACACCCUCUGCUGGCCAACUUUGGACCACCCACCGUCAAUCUUCUGAUCUCAUAAUGGUGUCAGGUGAUUGACACCUUCCAAAGUUUAAAGGAGGCUUCUGCAACUGCCAAACAGCUGAUCGGAGAUUACAGCAACCUCCUUUCAAGUGCACUUUCAAGGCAAAUCAGUUGAUUGGUGCUGGGAACCCAAAGACCUCCUGAUAACUGCCAGUCAGCUGACCUUCAUCCUGUGACUGCAAUUUGUUUUAAACUGUUUUUAAUAUUGAAAUUUAAAUUGCUGUAACCUGCCCUAUGAUGAAGGGUGGGUAAGAAAUUAAUAAUAAUAAUAAUAAUAAUAAUAAUAAUGGGAGCUCCUUUGAAGUCUUUGCAGAGGAGCAUUUUCCCUUCUGCAGAGAAAAUUGCUUGUAUUCAAAGUGCUUCCUCCAGCCCUUUGAACACAAGCUGCUUCCUCAAGGGGGAAAAGUGCUUUUUCUUUCAUUCUUUCUUUCCCGAGCAAGUAUUUUGUAUUCAAAGCAAUAAGGAAGCGCUUCAGACCAAAGCUAUUUUCUCCAGCCCCCUUGGCUGCACUGGGGAAAUCCCUAGCGGAGCCAAUCCCAGCUGAUGGUUAGGGCUUCAUCUGUGCACAGCGCUCUUCAAGCCCUGACCAUCAGGUGAUCAUCGGAGUUGGCAGAGAUCCCUGUACUGCACUUUGAAAAGGGCUUUGCAGGCAGCCUUUUUGUCCCAGCUGUGAUUUACCUGCCCCACACCUGGUGUAACACAUGACAUCAGAUGUAGAGCAGAUGGAUGUGGCUUGGCCAAAAUGGCCUGGCGGGCUGGAGGUCCCCCACCAUUGGCCUAUAUUAGCAAUAGUUACUACCUAUGAUAGCUAAAUGGAACGUCCAUGUUCAGAGGCAGUCUACCCUUGAAUGCCAGUUGCUGUGAGGGAGGGAAUAUCAGGGAAGGGCUAUUACCCUCACGUCCAGCUUGUGGGCAUCCUGGAAACAUCUGGUUGGCCACCACUGGAAACAAGGCUGGACUCAGUGCACCAUUCUGGGUUCUUCCACUAUGCAAGCCUCUGUUGCCAACAUUCCUUUCAAGAAUUGGGUCCUAAAUGGUUCCAAAUUUAUGUUUUAAUGAAGUACCAAAGAUUAAUAUGAAGGAGUGACUGUUUUUAGUAAGAUUAGGGCAUAGUUCUUUACCUUUACUGUUAACUUUCCAAAAAUAGUUUUGUCAGGUUUACAACUUUUUAGCCUGUGAUUGUUAAGAAAUUGAGGCCAAUAUAAUAUCUGAUCUGCA
Messenger RNA from Rhineura floridana, 3136 nucleotides. RefSeq names its product galactosamine (N-acetyl)-6-sulfatase (gene GALNS). Bases 83 to 1702 code for a protein of 539 amino acids. Gene Ontology annotation, molecular function: N-acetylgalactosamine-6-sulfatase activity; arylsulfatase activity. The record is from RefSeq and is a predicted model, not a curated record. The transcript is spliced from 14 exons. NCBI's taxonomy places the organism in Eukaryota, Metazoa, Chordata, Lepidosauria, Squamata, Rhineuridae.